This is a messenger RNA of Trichobilharzia regenti, 1800 nucleotides long. NCBI's taxonomy places the organism in Eukaryota, Metazoa, Platyhelminthes, Trematoda, Strigeidida, Schistosomatidae. The record is from the annotation of a GenBank genome assembly.
UAUAUAACCUAUAAGAUUGAAUAUCUGUACUCAUUUUUUGUGGGCCUAAUAAAUUCAAUAGAUAAUUUAACAAUAUAAUAAAGUGAAAAAUGAAACCAGAUUAAUAAUGUUACUGUGUUUUUUUCUCAGAGCAAAACCAAAAAUAUAUGUCUAAUCAAAAAUUAAAAACUGACAGAAUAUUAUGCGCACAUAUGUGGAUAAAUGAGUUAACUGAAUAUUCCUGUGUACUCACUCCUUCAACACACGUUUGCAGACAAAGAUAAAAGUAACAAAAUAGUUCAAAGAUGGAUGUAUGUGAUUGUGUAUUUAAUUUCAAUUCAUCAUUUUCACCAACUAAUUAUGCUCAACUACUUUAGCCGAAAUGAAACUAAGAACAAAAGUCAGAGAAGACAGAUAUACCAAACUCUUUUACAGCCACAAACAAGAAAACGCAAUCAUUCGGACUUAUUCAAAUCUCUUGUCUUCUUCAUCCUGUUCUAUGCAAUACUGUUUGGCAUACUUAUAUGUCUUUUGGGAUUAUUUUUAUACAAAAUUAUCGAUGCCAAUAAACCGUACUUAACUGGUAGUUACUCAUCACUGGAGAACUCACCAGGUUUGUCAGUGGUCCCAGUUACUUCAACACAAAUGAACUUAAUUGCUUAUAAAGAUGGAAAACAGGACAGCUUCUUAGCAUAUCACGAUGCUCUUAUAGCCUUCCUGUUGCAUUAUGAAUACAAUUCAUACACAGGAAAUAGCUUACGUGAUUGUUUACAAGAAAAUAAUUCUCAGGCUUUAACUGCUGAAACGCUGGUUCAAACAAGCUGUGUUUUCAACCUAGACUGGUCAUACAAAUGUAAUAUCAACAACAUGUUUGGUUUCGAUAACGCAUCUCCUUGUUUCCUUAUAAAACUAAAUCGUAUCUAUGGCUGGUUACCACCAAUACUUUCAGAAGAGAAAGGUGUUAAAAUCUGUUGUAGAGGGGCUAAUCCGAAUGAUGACAUACUCCUUGGCACAAUGUGUUUAUAUGAUGCUUAUGUACAUACAGAAGAAGGAUGUGAACGGCAGUGCGCCUUUAUUCCUCAUCAGUAUUUUCCAUACUUGAACCAAGAAUCGUAUAGGUCACCACUUAUUUUCCUUCAAUUAAUCAAUCCAAAAAGAAAUGUGUUAAUGCAGAUACGCUGUGAAACAGUAAAUCUACCUGAAACAAAAACAACAGAGAACAACAAAUAGAGAGAGAGAGGUGAAUCGAAAGUUUCAUUUUCGCCUACUGUCAACUCAUCUUUUAUUUUUUAACAAGGCAACUAAAAAGUGAAAACCGAAAGAACGGAUGAUAAUACAAAAAAAACAACAAAAAAACAGAACGAAAAACUGAGUAACCUAAUGAUGAAUUGAGAAGGUAAACAAACAAAAUACUGAAAUCUACAUUCUCUAAUUCAGCGAUUUCAUUAUUUCCAAUUGAUAGAUAUUUUAAAUUUUUCAUUUCAUCCAAUCCCUCCAUCAAGCUGAUUUGAUUGUUGAACAAACUUAAAUCUUCAAUUUUUGUUAGUUUGUGUAAGUUCUCAAUUUUUGAAAUUCGAUUGAAAGAUAAGUCUGAAUGUUUUGAGGCGUAAUUACAAAGCAGAGGAAUGCAACAAGAUAAAUAAUAGAACAGAAGAAGAAAUAGAAAGAAAUACAGGUAGAUGAGUAGUCAAAGGAAAUUAUGCAAUUCCUAAUACACCUCUUUACUGUUCCCUAGAUUUUUAACUGAUUUGUGUAUAUUGUCGCGUUCACGGUUUCUCAGAUUUAAAUCGUUAAAUCUGUUGAUUUUUUCUUUUUUUUUUU